AUGGUGAAGGAUCCUUGUAGAGUCCCUCGGUCAGUGCUUAAAGUAGCGAGGAAACUCGACCGAGUUUCUCAGAACCCUUGGGGAAAUUCUGCAACUGAGUACGGCGCAAGUAAGAGAGUAGCUACAAGCCCGCCGCAGUUGCCUGAUGAAAGCCUCAAAAAACCGAGGCAAGAGGCGACGACGACCGAAGACGCUAUGUGGUCGGAGGUCGCCAAUAAGAGAAGAAGCAAAGAGAAACCAGCAAAGAAGGCAACGAAACACCCACAGGAGGAAAAAAAGGAGCCGAGCAAAUCGGAAUACAGGCCGAGAAAAAGAACGAGGCCGGACGCAAUCCUCCUGAAACCUGCGAAUGGUAAAUCAUACGCAGACGUAGUCGGAGCUAUUCACCAGCGCUUUAAGACGAUCGCUGCAGGGGUAGACGUUAGAUCGGUCCGGCAGACCAGAACCGGCGGGGUUCUCCUCGAACUCAAAAGGACCACCGCGGAUAUCAGGGCCUCAUUCGCUGAAACUCUGAGGAAAGUAGUAGGAGAAACGAGCAGCAUCACGGAACUGGUUCCUAGAGCUAUGCUCGUGAUACGAGACUGCGAUUGUUACACAUCUGUGGUGGAAGUCGAGGAGGCCCUAAAGAGGACCCUGCCAGACUACACGGGAAAAUUAGAUGUGAAAUUGACGAAUCCCAACGCGAGACAACAGCGCCUAGCCCUCGUCAGACUAGAAGAGGAAGCAGCUGGGAAGCUUUUAAAGGCCAGCCGAGUGCUGGUGGGUUUCGUCAGCUGCAGGGUUAGGCAAAGAACGGAACACAGGGCACCAAAUCAAAGAAUGCUAGGAGGCGCAUGCAACAGCCAACAAGAGGAAGACAAGAUGAAAGUACUUCAGGGUAAUCUUAAUAAGAGCAGGACGGCGCACCACCUCUUAACCCAGCUCUACUCUGAGAAACAAGCUGAUAUUGUUUUAAUCAGCGAACAGUACCAGGACAGAGCAGGAAUAGGAUGGUACGCAGACAAAUUGGGCACCGCGGCCAUCUGGAUCCCAGAUCCCCGACAAAUACAUGUGUCGGAUCAAGGAUCCGGACGCGGUUACGUUUGGGUGAGACAUAAAUCGGCGACUUAUGUGAGCUUAUACCUCACCCCGAGCGACUGGAUAGACGACUUCCAGACCAAAUUAGAUGAUCUGGAAGACGCACUGCGGGAAAGGCAAGGUGAUCUCAUCGUGGCAGGAGACUUCAACGCAAAAGCUCUCGAAUGGGUGGUGGCCAGGCCGGACUCCAGAGGAGAACGUAUCAUGGAGUUGGUGUCGAGACUACAGCUAUCAGUACUCAACACAGGCUCGACAUCAACCUUCCGUAGGCCUCGCUACAGAGAGACGAUCCCGGACGUCUCUCUAGCCAACGAACAACUUGUGGCAAAAGUCGCUGGCUGGCGGGUAAUUGAGGAUAAUACCGGGAGCGACCAUCAGUACAUCCUCUUCGAUGUACACGAUAGGAAACCAGCCGUGACAAACCCAGUAAGACCCCCCCGGUGGAUCAUUGCAAAAUUGGAUCGAGAGAGGCUGUCUACGGUCUUAAAUGAAGGAUGGAGAUCCCUUCAAAUUGUUUCCGCGAGUCUAUCACCACAUGCGCAAUCCAGGAGGAUUACUGCAGCAACUAUGCAGCUCAUCGAAAAGGCGCGUACGAUAGCGGUGCCAAAGACGAAAAAGAAACUGCAUGGGCGUCCUGCAUACUGGUGGACGAACGAGAUCGCAGAUCUAUGUAAGAAGUGCUUAAAGCUACGGCGUGUAGCACAACGUGCGAAGAGACGCGACCUCGACGCUGCUCCCUUGGCUGCAGAGUAUCAGGCGGCCAAAAAAGCUCUCAAGAGGGCCAUCAAGGCCAGUCAACGACGGUGCUGGAAGGAGCUGUGCCUGGAAGUCGAUCAAAAUCCGUGGGGAUUAGAGUAA
Vespa crabro (European hornet) is the source of this 1935-nucleotide messenger RNA. RefSeq lists its product as uncharacterized. NCBI's taxonomy places the organism in Eukaryota, Metazoa, Arthropoda, Insecta, Hymenoptera, Vespidae. The record is from RefSeq and is a predicted model, not a curated record. Gene Ontology annotation, molecular function: catalytic activity. The coding region runs from base 1 to 1935 and encodes 644 amino acids. The transcript has 4 exons.